Molecule: messenger RNA, 474 nt
Organism: Aspergillus homomorphus CBS 101889
Lineage: Eukaryota; Fungi; Ascomycota; Eurotiomycetes; Eurotiales; Aspergillaceae
Exons: 1
Coding region: 100-408 (102 amino acids)
Source: RefSeq, a predicted model, not a curated record
CAUACAAUCAAUUUUUUUUUCCUCCUAUUUAGUAAAAUUUACUUUUCCCUCCCUCUCUUCCAUGCGUACGGACAUACGACAGUGGAUGUACCGAUAUCCAUGGGAUCCACCAGACCGGAACGCAUUGACUGGACAGUUGGGGAUCGUCCCCAGUCCCAGACCGUUCGAUCGCCUAUUUUAAGUUGGUUAGUAGCACCAGCACUCGUAUUUACCACUAAUACCACGGCCACCACCAUCAUCAUCAUCCUUCAUCCUCUCACCUUGCUGCUCCCGCUCCGGGUACGGCGGCAACUUGGUAGUCCAAGGUACCGACUUGUAGCUUUGAUCCCACUCCGUUAUCUCUUAAUUCUCCCCUGUCAUGUCACCAACCGAUUUGCCAUCGUCUACUUGGGUUCAUUAAAAAUUUAAAAUAUUAUUCUCUCUCAAGAGGGGAAAAGAGAGAGAGAGAGGGGGGAAAAUGAAGGGCUAGACACC